Molecule: messenger RNA, 8036 nt
Organism: Lonchura striata (white-rumped munia)
Lineage: Eukaryota; Metazoa; Chordata; Aves; Passeriformes; Estrildidae
Source: RefSeq, a predicted model, not a curated record
AGCGGCGGGAGGGAGGCGGCUCGGACGGAGGGACCCGCACUGCCCCGGCCCGGCCCUGGCUGCCGCAGCGCUCGGCUGGAGAGGACGCCGGGCCGAGGGCCGCAGGGAGUGCCCGGUACCUGCUCCGCACCUGCAGCCGCGUUUGCUGCGAGCUCUGCUGCGUUCGAGCUCCGUGGGAUCACCUUCACAAGGCAGGGGAGGUCACUGAUGUCUGGGACCAGGGGACCCACUGGACUGCUAUGAAGAGCUCUUUGCUCUGGGUGAACAAAGGCACUGUUUUCCUGGAGACCCAGAAGUGACUUCCAGAGGAUCCUCUCAGAAGCUCAGCUUGUAGAGUGGAGAACUUGUAAUCUGUUUGUGCUGACUCCGGAAAGCUGAGCAAAGCACCAUGAGUAGCCAUCAGACAGUAAAAAUCUUCAAGAAAUCUUCUAUCCCAGGAGUUGUUAUCACCCAGUUUGUGAAUGAUAUUCCACAAGGAUGCAGUACACCUGAUUUUGAGAAGAAACCACUCAGUCUGACAUUGCAGGAAGGCAAAAAUGCCAUUUUCAGAGCUGUAGUCAAAGGUGUCCCAGCUCCUGAGGUGAAAUGGUCACGUACACGGAAAGGAAUGGAUGAUCCUGCCAAAUAUGAAAUGUCCUUCAAUAGUGCUACAAAUGAAUUCAUUCUGCAGAUCAAGAGCCUGGUUCUGGAUGACAGUGAUUUGUAUCGCUGCUGUGCUGUCAAUGCCUACGGAGAGGCCUCGUGCUCUGCUGGCCUCAGGAUCAUCCAAGUCGGCUUUAAGAGGAAGGCAAAGUAUGUUCCUGUUCAUGCUGCUGAUGAGCUCAAGAAGACACUCCUGAACUCCAAGAAGCUGCUGAGGAAGAGGGUUGCAGCACCAAAACCGAAACCUCUGGACAAAGAAGCUGUGUGGCAGCUGUUGCUGCAUGCAGAUAAGAGAGAUUAUGAGAAAAUCUGUAUGAAAUAUGGAAUUGCUGACUUCCGUGGGAUGCUGAGGAAGCUGCAGGAGAUGAGGAAGGACACAGAGAGUGAACAAGACAAGUUAAUUCACAGUCUCAAAAACUUUGAACACAUCAAAGUCAACAAGGAGGGAAAUGCUACUUUCAGCCUGGAGAUGGAGCUGAAAAACAGCAACAGCAACGUUUACCUGCUCAAGGACGGUGAGCGGCUCCGCUACGGGACCGGGGAUGAGUACAGGAAGCACUGCCUGCGGAGAGUUGGGAGGAGGUACUACUUCACUGUCAAUGAUGUGCAGCCAGAGGAUGCAGGGGUGUACCAGGUCAGGGUGGAGGACGUCCCUGUCUUCUCAACUGAACUGGAUGCUCAAGCCAUCCCGGCGCGGUUCCGGCAGCCGCUCUCCGACGUGCGCUGUGCCGAGGCCGGGGACGCCGAGUUCCAGUGUGUGCUGUGCACGCCCUGCCACCAGCCCCUGUGGCUGCACAAAAGCCACCCCCUCCAGGCCAGUGACAAGCACCAGAUCUCUGUGACACCUGAUGGCCUGACUCACAAGCUGAUUGUCAGGAACGUGGGGCCCUCGGACAGUGGCUUGUACACGCUCGACGCGGGACAGGGCUCCUCCAGUGCCUGGCUCCUUGUGGAGUAUGACAAAGGAAAGAGAAGACAGGAUGAAGGAGAAAAGGCUGGAAGGGAGACAUCUGAGUGGCUGAAAGAAACAAUGGCAGACAAUGAAAGGGCAAGGAAGCUUCGGCGCAAAGAACAAGCUGCUGCUGAAGAUCGUUCUUCCUUUUCCACAUCCUCUGGUGUGGAGAAAAGUGGCUGGAACAGAACAGGUCAAGGCAGCAGUCAAGGCAGGGGCCAAGUACACUCUGUUGAUUCUGAUGAUGGAAGCCAAAUAUUUUUGGGAAAAGAAGGGCUACGCAAAACCCACAUGAAUGGAGAGAUGGGGUCUGGGCAGUUUUCUGGAGCAGGUCUAGAUGGAGAUUUGGCAGCCAAUGACGGCAGCAUCUUUGGACUAAAAGGCUUAGGGGGCAGAAGUGGGUUAAGGGCUGUCCAUGGCAGGGACUCUGUGUCAGGCAAAGCAGGUCCUGGUGGUGCUGUAGGAGGGGCAGGUGAAUGGAAUUCUGUGGAUGGCAGAGGUGAAGGUUUGCUGGGUACUGUUAACAUUGACAUGGAUGAUGGAGAAGGUUUGGACUCUCAGCAUGACAAGGAUGGGAAUUUAGGUGAUGCCAGUUACAGAGCUGGUUUUGGGGGUGCUGGGAGGUUGGGUGGUGGAAGUUCUGGGCCAGAUGGGCUUCAUCCUGAUUCAACUGGAGUGGGAGCCAGUGUGGGUGUUCUGUUCAGCAGGACUGGUCCAGGAACUGGAGCUGGGGGGAAUGCUGCAGGUGCUGGAAUGGCAGGAGGAAUGAGGGCUCAGCAUGGCAAGGAUGGGCAUGCCACUGUGGGUGAUAUGAUCGGAGCAGGUAUAAACAGAGAGGGACAAACAGGGACUCCUUAUGGCAAGGAUGGCCUGACACCUCAUGCCAGUGGUCAUUUAGGGCAGACAGGAAGAUCUGGCUCAUUGUAUGGGCCAGGAGGCCUUCCAGGUAGAGAUGGGGCUACACCUGGUACAGGUGGCAAUUCCACAGGAGAAAUGGAGGCUUUGUAUGGUCCAGAUGGCCAGGCACUGGGAACAGGUGCUGGUGGUGUGGGUGGAGCUGGUGCAGGGGAAUUUGGGUCUCCCUAUGGAAAGGAUGGUCUUCCAGCUGGGGCUGGUUUUGGUGGGGCUGGUGGUCCAGGGGGACUUGGAGCUCCCUAUGGGAAAGAUGGUCUUCCAAUUGGAGUAGGUGCUGGUGGUGCAGGGGGACAUGGAUCUCUCUAUGGAAAGGAUGGUCUCCCACCUGGGGCUGGUGGAACUGGUGCAGGAGGAUUUGGAGAGGCUUUGUAUGGUCCAGAUGGUCGGCCACUUGGAGCAGCUGUUGGUGGUGGUGCUGGUGCAGGGGGAUUGGGAGUUCCCUAUGGAAAAGAUCAUCUCCCACUUGGAGCUGGUGUUGGUGGAGUUGGUGUAGCUGGUGUAGGGGGAUUUGGAGCUCCCUAUGGGAAGGAUGGUCUUCCAGCUGGAGCAGGUGCUGGUGGUGCAGGAGGAUUUGGGGAGGCUUUGUAUGAUGGUCGGACACUUGGAGCUGGUGUUGUUACUGGUGGUAGUGGUGCUGGUGCAGGGGGAUUUGGGUCUCCCUAUGGGAAGGAUGGUCUCCCAGCUGGAGCUGGUGGAGCUGGUCUAGGACUUGGAGAGGCUUUGUAUGGUCCAGAUGGUCAGCCACUUGGAGCAGGUGUUGGUGGGUCUGGUGGUACAGGGGGACUUGGAUCUUUGUAUGGAAAAGAUGGCCACCCAGCUGGGGCUGGUUUUGGUGGUGUUGGUGCAGGGGGACCUGGAGCUCCCUAUGGGAAGAAUGGUCUUCCAGCUGGAGCUGGUGGAGCUGGUGCAGGAGAACCUGGAGAGGCUUUGUAUGGUCCAGAUGGUCAGCCACUUGGAGCAAGUGUUGGUGGUGCUGGUGCUGUGAGUGCCAGGGGAGUUGGAGCUCCCUAUGGAAAGGAUGGUCUCCCAGUUGGAGCAGGUGCUGGUGUUAGUGAUGCAGGGGGUGUUGGAGCUCCCUAUGGAAAGGAUGGUCUCCCAGUUGGAGCUGGUGUUGGUGAUGCAAGGGGAGUUGGAAGUCCUUAUGGAAAGGAUGGUGUUCCAGUUGGAGCAGGUGUUGGUGGGACUGGUGGUGAACAGGAAGUUGGAGCUCUUUAUGGAAAGGAUGGUCUGCCAAUUGGGACUGGUGGUGGUGCAGGGGGAGUUGGAGGUCCCUGUGGAAAGGAUGGUCUCCUACCUGGGGCAGUGGCAGGAGCUGCUCAUUUUUCUCCUGGAGGUGAGGAAGUGAUGGGAUCUGGCCGUGGCAUGGAUGCCGCACUGAGCAGGGCUCCGGGAUAUGCAGGUGGAGCAGGAGGAGAGGGCUUUUCCAGGGAAGGCUCUGCAAUGUGGGGUGCAGGGUCUCCCUAUGGUGAGGACAGAGGGUCAGCUGUAGUCACAGCUGGUGCAGGUGGAGUUGGGAUGUGGGGAGGGGAUGAAUGGGAUUCAGUCCAUGGUAAAGGAGGUUUGGGAGCUGCUGGUGGACCAGGUGGUGAAUAUGGGCUGGAUGCACAUCUUGGCAGAUCUUCAAGAGGUGAGACUGGAAAGGGCACUGCCAGUGAUGUCAGAGGACUAGGGAACAAAGGUUCAGCUGGUGACAGAGGGUCCCUGUCUGGUCCAGGAGGAGCCAGGGGAGAGGGCAGAGAUUUCAGACAGUUGGGCUCCCUUUAUGGCACAAAUUCUGCCUUUGGAGAGGCAGGGAGUAAAUCCCAUGACAGAUCUGUUGACGGGAGUAGUUCAGAUGGGUUAGGUCAAGGUCCACUGAGUUAUGGCCAGGUGUCAGGUCCUUUUGGUGGACCUCCUUCAGCAAACCAGGAACCUGAUGUGGAUCUUAAAGCGAAUGAUUCCCUGAACAAAACGGAAAGCACAACACAAAAGAGACGGAGUGUCCUGGAUGAUCUCAAAGUCCCGCGCUGUUACCUCAACAAGCAGCUGGCAACUGUGCGAGUGCUGAAGGGGGAGCCAGCUGAGCUGUCCUGCACUGUCAGCAAGGACAACGUCACAGGAACCUGGUUUAAGGAUGGCCUAAAGUUAACAAGCAUGGAUGGAGUCGUCUUUGAAAAGAAAGGUCUUGUCCACAAACUGAUCAUUAACAAGGCUGAAGAUAUUCAUGCUGGGAAAUACAGGUUUGAAGGUGGAGAUGUAAAAACUGAAGCUUCAAUUUUUGUUGAAGAUCCUCCCCAGGUGGACAAAGUUCUCCUCAAGAAUUUGACCAGUGUCCCCACAGUGGCCAAGGCCGGGGAGGGGGUGAAGCUGCGGAUCCCAUUCGAGGGUCGGGGGCCCAUCAGGGCGGCAUGGCUGAAGGACAAGAUGGAGCUGGGGGAUGACACCAGGAUCCGUGUGGACAAGACAGACACCUGCACCACGCUGUCCAUCUCCAGCUGCGACAGGAGGGACUGUGGGGAUUACAAAGUCAGGCUCAAGAAUGACAGCGGUGUCCUGGAGAUCAACCUAAAGCUCAUGGUGAUAGACAAGCCACAGCCUCCAGCAGGACCCAUCAAAAUUGUAGAAAGCUCUGCCAACAACAUCACCAUCCAGUGGAAGCCCCCAAAGGAUGAUGGGGGCAAACCAGUACAAAGGUACCUUGUGGAGAGGCAGCAGGUGGGCAGGAACGACUGGGAGAUACUGGGAGAAACCCCCAGGAGCUGCACCAGCUUCACCAUGAGCAAAGUGGAGGAAGAGAUGAGCUACUACUUCAGGGUGAGAGCCAUGAAUGCUGAGGGAGUGAGUGAUGCGCUGGAGUCAGGGGAAGUGAAGGCUGCUGGUAAAGCUUCCCCUGGUGCCCCAGAUCCCCCUGAGAUCAUCAGUGCCAGCAGAGACACCAUCACCAUAUCCUGGAAAGCUCCUUGUAAAACUGGCACGUCCCAAAUUAUGGGAUACAUUGUUCAGAAACGCAAGAAGGGCACUGUGACCUGGCUGCCAGUCAACAACGUGCCUGUUAAAGACAAGAAACUGAAGGUGACCAGCCUCAAGAAGGGUGUGCAGUAUGAGUUCCGCGUGGCAGCUGUCAAUGCUGCUGGCAUGGGACAGCCCAGUGACCCCUCAGAACCUGCCUUUGCCCGGGACCCCACCAAAUCUCCAGGCCAAGUGCAGGACCUUAAAGUGAGCAGCAGUGACAGCAGCAGUGUCACCUUGACAUGGAACAAACCUGAAGUACAAGAUGGGAAUGAUGUGAAAGGCUACGAGGUGGAGAUGAGGCGCUGUAACAGCCUCAGCUGGACCAAGUGCUUCACGCUCCCUGCAGAGAGCACCUCGUGCAGGGUGCAGGGGCUGCAGGCCAGGGAGAAGCUGUUCCUGCGUGUGAGGGCCCUCGGCGACGGCGGCCCCGGGGAGGCCUCGGAGCUGCAGGCGUGUGCGGGAGCUGCUGCCGCUGCCAUGGUCUCUCCCAGGUUACUGAUAGAUGACACAGUGAAAAGCUUCCUGGUUAUAAAAGCAGGAAAUCCCAUCCGGGUGAAGAUUCCCUUUGAGGGAUCUCCCGAGCCGGUGGUAACCUGGUUAAAGGAUGGGCUCCCCCUUCCCAGCCGGGCUGCCGUGAGCACCGAGGAUGGGAGCAGCCAGCUGCUGCUCAGGGCAGCCGAGCUCAGUGACAGCGGCACCUACACUGUGGAGCUUGGGGAUGGGCUGGGGAAAAGGGAAACCUUCAGCUUCCAGGUUCAAAUUACAGAUAUUCCUCAGCCCCCUGGAGCCAUCCGGCUGGAGGAGAAUGUGCCCAACACGGUGACAGUGACCUGGGACCCCUCAGCAUCUGAGCAGUGGGAGAACAACCUGUAUUACACUGUCCUGAAACGGGAAUCCCAGAAGGGCCUGUGGCAUGUGCUGGGAGAUCUGAUCUACAACAACAAGUUCACCUUCACCAGGGUGGUCCCAGGAAGGGAUUAUUACUUCAGGGUUGUGGCAAAAAAUGAUCUGGGAGCCAGUGAUCCAUCAGAGACUGUGCAGCCCUGGAGGAUCUGGAAAAAAAAGGCUGAAUUUCACGUGAAAGCACAGAAAUACAGAGGAGUCAACCAGAACCAGCACCCGAGGUUCCUGGUGCCACUUAAGUCACACGUGGUGGUGAUGGGCAGCGAGUGUCACAUGAGCUGUGCUGUUGGAGGCCAUCCCCCACCAAAAAUCACAUGGUACAAGGACAGCAGAGACCUCUCCAGAGAUCCCAACUACUUCUGCACCAAUGACUUUGGAGUGUGCUCCCUGGUGGUGCUGGGGGUCACCAAGCAGGAUGAGGGGGAGUACAUGGUGGAAGCCAGCAAUGAAGUGGGCCGUGCCUUCAGCAAAGCCUUCCUUGCCAUCAAAGACUCCUCCCUGUAGCGUGGCCCUGCUGAGUAUCCCUGUACGGCUCUGAGGAUGUGAAGGUUUUGGUGAGGACUCGUCCAUAUGAAGGCUGUGCAUUUAUUGUCAGAUGUUCGUCACAGUCUAAGGGUGUUAUUUUUCAGAUCCAGUAAUUGCAUGUUGAACAUGGUGCUGCAUUGCCAUCAAUACUGGGGGAAAAAAAGUUUUAAGAGCACUGUUUUGUUUUUGGUUUUUUUUAAUGAUCAGGCUUUCUAUGAGACCUUUAAAACACAGCUUAGAAGCUUCAGGAGCACAGAAGAUGAAAGGAAAAAUAAUUGGCCAAAACAAAAAUUUCCAUGGAGAACACAGGUGGGAGAGACCAUCCUGCCACACCACUCACCUGCCACAGGGACCUUUCUGGACAUGACAUAUCUAAUAUCAGGGAUCUCUGAUCCUUUCACAUAUGCUUUUUCAAGCCAAAACAAUCACUUUGGAUUCCAUGUGAUUCUCUGCGGGUUUCCCAAAUCUGGCAAAAGCAGUUCUGCAUAUGUUCUACUACCAGUAUCUAACAUACCUACUGCUAAGUAGAUUAUCUUCCCUAACCCCUAAAUUUAAAAGAUCAUCUGCCUGCUCAUUUUGUCUGGGCAGGAGAGGAAACCUCAGACCAGCCAGGCAUGGGGUAGGUGAAGCUCCCAGUGCAAAUGCACUAAUGGGAAGGAUUGGCAGUCUACAACCACUGUGUGAGCAGAGCAACUCCAAAAAUCCCCAGCAUGUGCUGUACCAAGGCUGUGUCAGUCCUGAAUCACCCCCAGCAUCACCUGUGCAUCCCAACUCCCCUGGUUACGGCACUGCUGGUAGUCUUUGCCUUGAGCAGAAAGAGGUGAAAAAUCCUUCUUGUCUGACCAGACAUACGAGGGAUCCCCAGGGACCUCCUGCCAUGGCCAGGGGUUCCCAUCACUGGGCCUGGACAGCAAAAUGUUCUGGUGGCUGUAGGAGGGUGUCACAGCCAGAGCACCGAGGGUACCUCAUGACAGGAGAGAGCAGAGCCAAACACAGCUGUGGGGCUGGAAUGUUCUUGGGAUUACAUUUUGUACAAUGAACAGAUGUACAUUGCUACAGAUGUAGCAGCAGUAGAUAAUGAAAUUAAACCACAAUUCAGUGAAAUCUA